AUGCAGCCACUCCACUUUUCAUACAAGAGGAACCGAAACAGAUUUCACAUACCUUCCAUUGGCCUUACCCUUGUGCUGCUCAUCCCCUUGGCGCCUUGCACCAGUUCGUCCUGCAUGGAGCUGGAGAGGUCAUCCCUCCUCCAGUUCCUCUCAGAGCUCUCGCAGGAUGCCGGUCUCACCAAGCUUUGGCAAGGUACUGAGUGCUGCAAAUGGGAAGGAAUCACCUGCAACCAAAAUGGGACAGUCAGUGCUGUCUCGCUGCCUUACAGGGGCCUUGAGGGGCAUAUCUCGCAGUCCCUUGGGAACCUCACCGACCUGCAGUACCUAAACUUGUCCUACAACUCACUGUCCGGUGGCCUUCCGCUCGGAUUGGUGUCAUCCAGCAGCAUCAUCGUCCUCGACGUCAGCUUCAACCAGCUCAGUGGAGACCUGAUUGAGCUGCCAGCUUCAACCCCGGGCCAGCCUCUACAGGUACUUAACAUCUCGAGCAACUUGUUUAAAGGGCAGUUUACAUCCACAACAUGGAAGGGGAUGCAGAAUCUGAUUGCACUGAAUGCCAGCAAUAACAGCUUAACUGGGCAGAUUCCAAGUCAUUUCUGUAACAUAGCACCAUCCUUUGCUGUGCUUGAACUCAGUUACAACAAAUUCAGUGGCAGUAUCCCCCCAGGGCUUGGUAAUUGCUCCAUGCUCAGAGUACUCAAGGCUGGCCACAACAACCUCAAUGGGACUCUCCCCCAUGAACUUUUCAAUGCUACCUCGUUGGAAUAUCUCUCUUUUUCCAGCAACUGUUUACAUGGAAUACUUGAUGUUACACAUAUAGCCAAACUCUCCAAUCUGGUUAUCCUUGAUCUUGGAGAAAACAAUUUCAGCGGCAAGAUACCUGAUUCCAUAGGUCAACUCAAGAGAUUGCAGGAACUUCGUCUGGACUAUAAUAGCAUGUAUGGGGAGCUGCCAUCAACCCUGAGCAACUGCACAGAUCUCAUAACUAUAGACCUUAAGAGCAACAGUUUCAGUGGUGAACUCUCCAAGGUUAAUUUCAACAAUAUGCCCAAUCUACGAACCAUAGAUCUUAUGCUGAAUAACUUCAGUGGCACAAUUCCAGAAAGCAUAUACUCCUGUAGAAACCUGACUGCACUACGGCUAUCUUCGAAUAAGUUCCAUGGACAAUUAUCAGAAGGACUAGGCAAUCUGAAGUCCCUCUCGUUCCUGUCGCUUACAAACAACAGUCUUUCAAAUAUAGCAAAUUCACUUCAGAUACUAAGGAGCUCCAAGAACCUGACCACACUUCUUUUUGGGAUCAAUUUCUUCAACGAAACCAUACCAGAUGAUGCCGAAAUUUAUGGUUUUGAGAAUCUUCAGGUUUUGGACAUCGGAAGUUGCCUCCUAUCGGGGGAAAUACCUCUUUGGAUAUCAAAGUUAGUAAAUUUGGAAAUGUUGUUUUUAAAUGGCAAUCAACUCAGUGGACCUAUACCAACCUGGAUCGACACACUGGACUACCUUUUCUAUUUAGACAUAUCAAACAACAACCUCACAGGGGAAAUUCCGAAAGAAUUAAUGAAUAUGGCAAUGCUAACUUCAGAGAAGACUGCAGCUCAUUUGGACGCAAGCGUUUUUUAUCUGCCAGUUUAUGAUGGUCUGAUUCCCCCAGAGAUUGGUCAGUUGAAAGCCCUCCUUUCACUUGAUAUCAGAUCCAACAACUUAACUGGACCGAUCCCCCCAUCUAUCUGCAAUCUCACAAACCUGCUGGUGCUAGAUUUAUCCAACAAUAAUCUCACAGGUAAAAUCCCAGUUGCAUUGGAGAAUCUGCACUUCCUUUCUACAUUCAACAUUUCUAACAAUGACCUAGAAGGGCCUAUUCCAACUGGUGGCCAAUUUAGCACAUUUCAGAAUUCCAGCCUUUUGGGGAAUCCGAAGUUGUGUGGCUCUAUGCUCGGUCAUCGAUGCGAUUCAGCUGAUGAGCCUCUGGUAUCCACAAACGGAAGAAAUAAGAAGGCCAUUGUUGCAAUUGCACUUGGCGUGUUCUUUUCAGCAAUUGCCAUUCUUUUGCUGCUGUGGCGUGUCCUUGUCUCAAUCAAGGCUAAUAAUCUAACAGCCCAAAGUAGAAGGGAGGAUAAUGGAGAUUUUGAAACAUUUUCAUUCAACUCCAGCUCAGAGCACGAACUGAUCAUGAUGACACGAGGAAAGGGAGAAGAAAGAAAGCUCACAUUCUCUGACAUUGUAAAAGCUACAGAUAACUUCAACAAAGAAAACAUCAUUGGGUGUGGUGGCUAUGGUCUAGUCUACAAGGCUGAGCUACCUGAUGGCUGCAAGCUCGCCAUCAAGAAGCUCAAUGGUGAAAUGUGCUUGAUGGAAAGGGAGUUCACUGCAGAGGUUGAAGCACUGUCCAUGGCUAAGCAUGACCAUCUUGUGCCACUGUGGGGAUACUGCAUCCAGGGAAACUCAAGGUUCCUCAUAUACUCCUACAUGGAGAAUGGCAGCCUGGACGAUUGGCUUCACAACAGGGAUGACGAUGCCAGCACAUUUCUUGACUGGCCAACAAGGCUCAGGAUUGCGCAAGGAGCAAGCCGUGGCCUUUCUUAUAUCCAUAAUGACUGCAAACCUCACAUUGUGCACCGUGACAUCAAAUGCAGCAACAUCCUACUCGACAAAGAAUUAAAAGCUUAUGUUGCAGAUUUUGGACUGUCAAGGUUGAUCCUUUCGAACAAAACCGAUGUCACGACAGAGUUAGUUGGCACUCUAGGUUACAUCCCCCCUGAGUAUGCGCAUGGAUGGGUGGCCACUCUGAGAGGUGAUAUAUACAGCUUCGGAGUUGUCCUUCUUGAGCUGCUCACAGGGUUGCGACCUGUUCCAGUCCAGACAACAUCAAAGAACUUGUCCCAUGGGUGCUGGAGAUGA
Messenger RNA from Miscanthus lutarioriparius, 2895 nucleotides. NCBI's taxonomy places the organism in Eukaryota, Viridiplantae, Streptophyta, Magnoliopsida, Poales, Poaceae. The record is from the annotation of a GenBank genome assembly.